Messenger RNA from Neoarius graeffei (lesser salmon catfish), 1455 nucleotides. RefSeq names its product thymidine phosphorylase (gene tymp). Gene Ontology annotation, biological process: pyrimidine nucleobase metabolic process; pyrimidine nucleoside metabolic process. Gene Ontology annotation, molecular function: pyrimidine-nucleoside phosphorylase activity; 1,4-alpha-oligoglucan phosphorylase activity. Gene Ontology annotation, cellular component: cytosol. Lineage: Eukaryota; Metazoa; Chordata; Actinopteri; Siluriformes; Ariidae. Bases 94 to 1455 code for a protein of 453 amino acids. The transcript has 10 exons. The record is from RefSeq and is a predicted model, not a curated record.
ACCAGCCGCUUACCCGCAUCAUCCCGCAGCUCCACACUGCGCGAGUCCGCUGACAGCUUCACAAGCACCAAGCACACCCACACGAGUGCAAGGAUGGCACAUACAACGGACACCAGCAGUUUCCCAGGGAUGAUCAGGCGAAAACGGGACGGUGAUCAGCUGAGCACAGAGGAGAUCUGCGCCUUUAUAGGAGGAGUCAAAUCGCACACCAUUCAGGAAAGUCAAAUAGGUGCAAUGCUUAUGGCCAUAUGGCAGAAGAGCAUGGUUCCUGAGGAAACCAUGAUACUGACAAAGGAGAUGAUGAUGUCGGGGGAAGUUUUUCACUGGCCUGAGGAAUGGGAGGGGCUUAUAGUGGAUAAACACUCAACGGGUGGGGUCGGGGACAAGGUCAGCCUUCCACUGGCCCCUGCAUUGGCUGCUUGUGGGUGCAAGGUCCCUAUGAUAAGUGGACGUGGACUGGCACACACUGGAGGCACACUGGACAAACUGGAGUCCAUCCCAGGAUUCAGAAUCAACCUGUCAGUAGAACAGGCGAAGCAGAUACUGCAGGACGUAGGCUGUUGCAUUAUGGGUCAGACAGAGACGCUGGUACCCGCAGAUCGUGUCCUCUAUGCUAUCAGGGACAUCACUGCUACCGUGGACAGUGUCCCACUUAUCACAGCAUCAAUAAUGUCAAAGAAGGCAGCUGAAGGUCUAAGUGCACUUGUAUUAGAUGUGAAGUUUGGAAAGGCUGCUCUCUACAAAGACCUGAACAGUGCUCGAAGCCUUGCCCAGUCACUUGUUACAGUGGGAAACAGUUUGGGAAUAAAAACAGGGGCGGUGUUGAGCCGGAUGGACGCUCCUAUUGGCCGAUGUGUGGGACAUACUCUCGAGGUAUAUGAAGCUUUGGAAUGCCUCAAAGGUCGUGGCCCUGAUGACCUGAAGAACCUGGUUACAGCACUGGGUGGCUACCUGCUGCAAAUGAGCGGCCAAUCAGCUACUCAGGAAGCUGGGCAGAAGGCGAUCAGUGAGGUCCUGAUGAAUGGGAUGGCCUUGCAAAAGUUCCAGGCCAUGCUGGAGGCCCAAGGGGUGUCUGCGUGUAUAAGCCAAGCCCUCUGCUCAGAAAAGGCUGAAUAUUUUAAGUAUCUAAAACCUGCACAGUACAAGACAGAGCUUAAGGCAACGGAUGAUGGCACGGUUUUGGAGAUAGAUGGUAUGGCCAUAGCCAUGCUGUUGCACAAGUUAGGAGCAGGCCGUAACAAAGCUGGCGAGCCGAUCAACCACAGCGUGGGAGCAGAACUCCUGGUUGACCCGGGACAACAGAUAAAGAAAGGUCAGUCUUGGAUCAGAAUCCAUCAUGACUGUGUAAAUUUGAGCCCAAUGCAGCAAGCUGAACUGCAGGGGACUUUGGUCAUUGGCAGUGGAGAUGAUUACCGGGACCGUGCUCGUGUAGCAGAGUUCAUCCUACCAAACUGA